Saprolegnia diclina VS20 is the source of this 1332-nucleotide messenger RNA. RefSeq lists its product as hypothetical. The record is from RefSeq and is a predicted model, not a curated record. The coding region runs from base 354 to 971 and encodes 205 amino acids. The transcript has 4 exons. NCBI's taxonomy places the organism in Eukaryota, Oomycota, Saprolegniomycetes, Saprolegniales, Saprolegniaceae.
AAGCACCCAAGCGCCAUCAGUCUCGUCGAGCGUCGCUGCAGGCCUCAGGCUACAGGCUACAGCGCUGCAGCCAUAGCGUCGUCGGUAGCUAUGCCAGCGGUAGCUAUGCCAGGUACGUGUUCUGCAUCGUCGGCCAUGCGUUGUUGCGAUCGCAUGCGCGCUGUGCUAUCGACGGUCUAUCCCAAGGCAGCGUGCUUCCGGCCGCCUGCGCGAUCGAUCUUCUAUUUUUGGAUCUUCAAAAUAUCGAACACGACAAAACGGUUUACCGUUUUACUUGGUAUUUGUAUGGUCGCACCUGGCGGCCGGCCGCCAGGGCUCGGCCACGUCAUACUCCAAAUUGCCCUCCGAGCCCGAUGUCGCGACAGGCGGAGAUGAUGCGCGGCCCGGUCGCCGCUACCAUCGACGACGUCGUCGAAGCCGUCGACCGACGCUUCAAGGCGGCCUACGAGCGAGCCCACGUUGCUGCCAAGCAACGCGCCCUUGCGGCCGUGCCCAAGGCGACCGAAAUGGUCAUCAAGAAGCGCCGCGCCGCCGUCGAGCCGACGACGCCACGGCCGAUCAAGAAGACCGGCAAGAAGGAUCGCGCAUACUUCGAGGACCGACUUGCUCAGCUCCUUGCUGGUCAAGACGAGCUGCGUCGCGGGCAGGUCGCUGUCGCGCAGCAUGUGACACGCGAGCGCGUGGCGACGGCGAAGGCCAUGGAAGCGGUCCGGAAGCACGAGGCGGAGCCGCCUGAAAUCUUCUUGUCGCAUGUUGUCUUGACGGCCGAGCAGAUCGACCUCCCGGUCGAUGAGCUCGAGCCGAUCCCAGAUGAGUACGACGGUGACAUUCAAGUGUACAUCCGCGACAGUGUCGUAAACAAGGUCAUCGUGGGGGGGCCGUACCCACUGCGCGUCCCGCGCGGGGGUUGGUGCCGGGAGGCGCUCAAACGCGCCAUCAAGUGCACCAUGGACACGUGUUCCCGGUGGUGACGUUCCUUGCCGGGUGCUUGUCAGCGGUGGGGUUUGCGCCGACUGCAUCGUCCUCUGCUCGGUCGGUGCAAACACUCGCCGAGUCGGCGGUCAGCUACAUCUUUCCCGUGCCAUCGGCCCAAGACGCCCGGAAGGGCCAUCGCAUCCAGGAGAUCCUCAAGAUUGGCGAUCCCGACCUCAAGUACGGCGGGAGCAUGACAAUCAUAAGCCAAGACGGCGGCAAGGUCCUCCGCGGCACGGCGGACAACAUUGCGGCUUACACCCGCGAGAUGGCGGCGAUGGCCGGCGACUCUGUCCGCAUGGCGUAGCUAUCGAAACAAUACCAAUUCCAUGCAACACCAACAUUUGAACGUAUUUCCCG